AUGCAUAAGAGCAAAGUCGUAAAUACAAAACGUGAACGUCGUUCGUCAAAUAAUAAAAAUCAGAACAAUAAUAUAUCCAAGCAACCACAAACAGAAUCAUAUUCUACAAUCGGUGCUUUAGUUACCGGUCUAACAAGUACACAAGCCAAUAUGUCUAAUGAUACAAAUCAAUCUGAUACAUUAAUUAUAAAGCCAACAUCUAUUGAAAUAAAUAAUCAAACAAAUGGAGUUCUACAUGAAAAUAUAAAUCAUUCACCAUCGAAAUCUCUUAAACUUAAAAUAGGUAAUGAAAAUGAACAUGAGAAUCUAUUAACGACAAAUGGAUAUCAUAAUGUUCAAACAAAUUCAAAUGAUCAUAUCUAUGAAACACCAUCAAAUAUAGAUAAUAAUCUUCUAUUAUCAUUAGAAACACCAACGAUUUCAUCAUCAGAUGAACCAGGUAAUAAAUCUAUUCAAAAUAGCCAUUUAACAUCCAUAAAUUCUUAUAAAGAACAUCAUACAAAUAAUGACCUUGACAAUGGUUUAGUAUCUGAAAUGACAAAUCCUACUACUAAUAAUGGUAUUGAACUAGAAAAAGUUAAUCUUGAUGAUGCAUUAAAUUCAACAAAUACUAUAACAUCAUCAUCAAUAUUAUCAGCUGCACGUCUUCUUGAAAUAAAUCAACCACGUGAACCAAGUCCAACAAGUGGUGUUAUUAUACCUGAGGAAAAACGUGUUACUGACCGUGUUAAAGUCUUUGAAGCUGUUGCUAAUAAUGAUCAAUCAAUACAUAAAAAACAAACAAUGAAAAAUGGUAAUCAAAAAAAAACUUCAUCAUCAACAAAUUUUUCAAUAAAUGAUAUUAAACAAAAUAAUAAACGUGAACAACAAAUAUCUCCAUCAUCAUCAUCAACAACAGAAAGUCUUGAUAUUCAAUCAACAAAUGAUUUGAAAUCAUUAUCAAUAACAACAAAAAACAAAUCCAAACGUCCAUCAUUAAAAAAACAAAUACAAAAUUUACUUAAAAUAGAUAAAACAUCAGUACAAGAUGAUUCAGUAAUCAUCGAAGAACAAUUAUCAAUAUCAAAUCCUAAUAAAAAAUCUAAUACACUUAAUUCUACACGUAAUAAUAAACGAGAUAAUGAUUUAUCAACAACCCUAAAACGUUCAUCACCAUCAUCAUCUCAACAACAUAGUCCAACAAAUGUUAAUGAUACAUUUAAAAAACGUUCAUCACCACCAUUAACAACAACAACAACAAAACGUAUAUCGCCAAGAGAAUCACCAACAAAAAGUCAACAAAAUUCUCCUAUACCAAAUGUUACAGAAUUUAAUAUGAAACCUAUUGCUGUUGAACCUCUUCAAAUAAAUAUUGAAUCAAAUUUAACUAAAAAAAAGACUCCAUCACCAACAAAUAAAAUUUCAACAAACGGUUUAUUAACAAGUGAAAUUGAACAACGUCGAAGUUCGACAGGUGUAUCGAAAUUAAUUCAUACAUUUCAAGGUAAUUCAUCUCAUGAACUUGAACAAACAGUUCUUGUACCACGUUUACGAAGUCCUGCUCAAUCAAUAAAUUAUUCAGAAAGUGCAAAGAAGGGAGUUGGUGGUAAUAAUAAUAAUAAUGAUGAUGAUGAUAAUGAAGAUGAUGAUGAUGGUGGUGACGAUAUUGCGUAA
Molecule: messenger RNA, 1653 nt
Organism: Rotaria sp. Silwood2
Lineage: Eukaryota; Metazoa; Rotifera; Eurotatoria; Philodinida; Philodinidae
Source: the annotation of a GenBank genome assembly